AACAUUGAGUUUCAUCAUUUGAAGAACUUUCAGUUCAGAAUCAUGAGUGAUGGAAGCAUCAGCUUCCCACUGGAACAAGUUACAGAAACAUGGGUGUUUCGUUUCAUUGUCAAUAUCCUUGGCUACAUGUCAAUCCUUGUUCCUGGGUAUUUCCUCAUAAGAUGGCUGGAGAAGUCUCCAUAUCUUCAAGGAGGUAGGAUUUCACGAUCCAAUGGAAGUUGCCUUCAAAAAACAGUUAGGGCUUGUGUGGUGGGGCAUGAGACCCAUGGAUUUACAGAUCUCAACAGUGAUCCCACUUCUGAACAAGAAACUCAGUCCAUAUGGAGAAGGGGUGGAAUCCUCCUGUUUUGUUUUGUUGGGCUCCAAGUCUCAUACCUCACAUGGGGAGUUCUUCAGGAGAAGAUGAUGACUAAAGAUUAUUAUGGGGACAAUCCUGAUGUCCAUUCCAAAUUCAAAGACUCUCAGUUCUUGGUAUUUGUGAAUCGUAUCUGGGCACUGAUCUUGUCUGGUUUGUGUAUUCUUGCAAUACCUCAACCACGGCACUAUGCCCCCAUCUACAAGUAUUCCUACUGUGCCCUCUCCAACAUUCUCAGCUCAUGGUGUCAGUAUGAAGCCCUCAAGUUUGUUAGCUUUCCCACCCAAGUUCUUGCCAAAGCAAGCAAAGUCAUCCCUGUGAUGAUCAUGGGCAAGAUUGUCUCAAGAAAGACAUAUGAAUUCUAUGAGUACUUCACUGCUAUCCUCAUCUCUGUUGGAAUGACUUUUUUCCUACUCACCAAUCCAGAAAAUAAAGACAUCGACACAAGGACAACGACGUUCUCAGGAUGCAUCAUCUUGGUGGGCUACCUAGUCUUCGACAGCUUCACAUCCAACUGGCAGGGAGAGCUGUUCACUCGCUACCGCAUGUCUUCCCUCCAAAUGAUGUGUGGUGUAAAUAUCUUCUCAACUACCCUUACACUUGUCUCCCUCCUUCAGCAAGGCAGCUUCUUUGAGUCUCUCAGGUUUAUGUUCACGUUUCCAGCUUUCUUCAUUGAUUGUGUAUUGCUGUCCAUGUGCUCGGCCAUUGGGCAGUUAUUUAUUUACUAUACCAUUCACCAGUUUGGAGCUGUGGUCUUCAUCAUAAUCAUGACCAUCCGACAGGCAAUUGCGAUCCUGCUUUCCGUGAUCAUCUACCAACAUCCAUUGUCAGUGGAGGCUUUCUUGGGAAUCAUUCUGGUUUUCGUUGCUGUCUUCCUGCGUGUGUACUGCAGUCAGCGAAUGAAGCAGCUCCGCGCAAAACAGAAGCUCCUGAAGAAAGAACCACCGAAGACUUAGAGAGCCUUACUUGAAUUUAUUAAUGAGUUUUGCAUCAAAUCUUGAAUCUGAUUGUUUUUAUUCAUGUUUUUACUUUGCACUGGUGAAAGAGACAUUGGCAGUUAUUUUUUUAUCGUUGAAUUCUUUCAUGUUUGGUUGCUAUGGACUGUGAAUACAAUAAAUUAUAUCUAAGUG
Molecule: messenger RNA, 1485 nt
Organism: Darwinula stevensoni
Lineage: Eukaryota; Metazoa; Arthropoda; Ostracoda; Podocopida; Darwinulidae
Source: the annotation of a GenBank genome assembly